Messenger RNA from Aegilops tauschii subsp. strangulata, 321 nucleotides. NCBI's taxonomy places the organism in Eukaryota, Viridiplantae, Streptophyta, Magnoliopsida, Poales, Poaceae. The record is from RefSeq and is a predicted model, not a curated record.
AUGGGGACGCCCUGGGGAAGCGGUGAUGGCGACGGCGGGAACUUGAUCUGGUGGAUCGGGACUCCCGCCGGCGCGGUCGAUGUGGGGCUGGAGCUGAUCGGCGGUGGCUGCUGCAGCUGCAGCGGCUGCUGCGGUGCCGCGCCGGGCAGCGGCAGCAGCUGCGGCGGCGGCCACUGCAGCCAGGGUGGGGCGUUGGUGGCGGUGGAUGGCAGCUGCAGCGGCCCGGCGAGCGCGGCGGAGGCCGCGUGCUACGGCGGCUGCCACGGCAGCCAUGGUGGCGCGGUGGCGGUGAUGGGCGGUGCAGCCGAGUGCGGCCCGUAG